Molecule: messenger RNA, 486 nt
Organism: Vicia villosa (hairy vetch)
Lineage: Eukaryota; Viridiplantae; Streptophyta; Magnoliopsida; Fabales; Fabaceae
Exons: 1
Coding region: 1-486 (161 amino acids)
Source: RefSeq, a predicted model, not a curated record
AUGGGAGUCAACACAGUUCAGAGGCACACAAAGUACUUGGGGAUCCCGAUUAUCUUUGGUAGAUCGAAGAAAGAUAUUUUCAAGCUUGUGGUUGACAGAGUUCAGAAGAAAGUGAAAGGCUGGAAGGAAAAAGCCUUGUCAAAAGCUGGAAAAGAAGUACUCAUUAAAUCUGUGGCCCAAGCAAUCCUAAACUACAUCAUGGGAUGCUACAAAAUGCCGGAAUCAGUUUGUCAAGAGAUCGAGAGCACUGUGGCAAAAUUUUGGUGGGGAAGUAAGGAGGGUGAUAGGAAGAUCCAUUGGAUGCGAUGGGAAAGAAUGGCCAAAUCAAAGAAAGUAGGAAGAUUGGGGUUUAGAGGCUUCAGCGAGUUCAACAAAAGCUUGUUGGGCAAGCACUUUUGGAGACUAAUGCAGGAGGAAGGAUCUUUGUUGGAAAGAGUGUUCAAGAGCAGAUACUAUCCCAACCGGUCCAUCGAGGAGAGUAACUAA